Parathielavia appendiculata is the source of this 531-nucleotide messenger RNA. RefSeq names its product Dehydroquinase. Gene Ontology annotation, molecular function: 3-dehydroquinate dehydratase activity. Gene Ontology annotation, biological process: quinate catabolic process. The record is from RefSeq and is a predicted model, not a curated record. Lineage: Eukaryota; Fungi; Ascomycota; Sordariomycetes; Sordariales; Chaetomiaceae. Bases 1 to 531 code for a protein of 176 amino acids. The transcript has a single exon.
AUGACACGCCGCAUCCUCCUCAUCAACGGCCCCAACCUCAACCUCCUCGGCAAACGAGAACCACACAUAUACGGUUCCACCACCCUCGUCGACAUCGAGGCUCAAGCCCACGCGCAAGCCGCAUCCUUAGGCAUCUCCCUCGAGACCUUUCAGUCUAACCACGAGGGCGCCAUCGUGGACCGCAUACAAGAGGCAGCCGGCUGGGCCCCCCUAAAGUCGUCAAACGCACCGUCGGCAGAUUCCGAUGGCGGGCAGGGAAAUAUCCACAAACUCAGCAGAGUGUCAGCCAUCAUCAUCAACCCGGGGGCGCUAACACACAUGAGCGUGGCCGUCCGGGACGCACUGUUGGGCGUUGCUAUCCCCUUUGUGGAGCUGCACGUGUCGAAUGUGUACGCCAGGGAGCCGUGGAGGAAGCAUAGCUAUUUCAGUGACAGGGCUGUUGCCGUUAUUUGUGGCAUGGGUGCCUACGGAUACUCGGCGGCGAUUGAGUUUGCGGCGAAGCAUAUGAGGGUGCAAGAAGGGGACGAAUAG